AUGCUUCAUAGGAAGAACACCGUCAUCACUCUCCACGAGUGGCUGAUGAGAAGUAGCUUCGAAAAUAGGGGGACCAUCCUACCGGCGAUUUUUAACUUGUCAGGACUCCUCGAGAGGGGGUUCGCCUAUCACAUGCCUAUCACCAACGCGGGCUGGGAAUGUUCUCACAUUCUGGGUGGAUCCCUACCCCACCCCUUCUGCCGCCACCGUCGCCACCUCACCCAUCCUUCCUCCACACCCACCCCCCCCUCCUGGCUUGAGUGCCUGUCACUAUCACCGUCGUGGCAGACAGGGAAGUCGGGCGAGUCGUCGACUGUCAGGGCCUCGAGAAUGAACAUCUGGCGUUGUUGA
Molecule: messenger RNA, 351 nt
Organism: Mesocestoides corti
Lineage: Eukaryota; Metazoa; Platyhelminthes; Cestoda; Cyclophyllidea; Mesocestoididae
Source: the annotation of a GenBank genome assembly